Messenger RNA from Anoplopoma fimbria (sablefish), 3783 nucleotides. RefSeq names its product sushi domain containing 2 (gene susd2). The transcript has 15 exons. Lineage: Eukaryota; Metazoa; Chordata; Actinopteri; Perciformes; Anoplopomatidae. The record is from RefSeq and is a predicted model, not a curated record. The coding region runs from base 6 to 2441 and encodes 811 amino acids.
UAAACAUGAGAGCAGAUUUGAGAGAGACCUUUUUUCUCUGUGGAAUAUUUCUGAUGUGCUCAUCUGAAACAGCUGGUCAAACAUGCAGGAGAAAGUGUGGAGAUGUAUUGGAGGAAUGCUCCUGCCAUGCAACCUGUGUUUCUUUGCUGAACUGCUGUGCAGACUACAAUCAGUCCUGUUUCCAGGUGACGCCUCACUCCAGCUCCAUGUUGGGUGGAAGAGCUCUCAGGAUCCUCGGUUUGGCCCUUCAUCCUGGUGGGCUCCUCGUCUGCAGAUUCAAAGAUGAGAUUGAACAUGAAGGAUUUAUUGAUGCUGAAGGCCACGGCUACUGUGUCUCUCCUCUACUGUACGAGACGGGUUGGAUAGCAUUCACGGUCUCGACAGAUGGAAUACAUUUCGACAGAUCUGGAGAGUUCUUGUCAGUCAACCCCAGUAAAGCUGACCCUGCCUUUGAAGUCACCCUGGUGAAUCGAACACAGUGGCAGUACUACGGCACGCUGAACGUGGCAGGGCGCCUUAAGAUGACAUGGAAUAGCUCUUUGAUCGGAGCAGAGAAGGUCGACAUAGAGCUGUGGGGCUACAGAGAGUUCAGCGGGAGCGGAUCGUACUCUCUGCAGGCCGAGCUGAGCUAUCUGCACUCGCUCGGUAGGAAUCUGCCCAACACCGGCGCCUUCAGCUUCCUCCCCGAGCCCUCAAAGGACUUCUCUGACUGGGAGUUGGGGAAUAUCCGCAUCACUGCUAGUUCGUCGUCAGAUGGAGCAAGGCAUGUGCAGGGGCUCUGGAGCGGAGGUCAUGUCUUAGCCUGGCACCUGGAGCAGGCUUUCAGAGAUGACUCAGCAGCCUGGGCCAAGACAAAGUGUCUGCAGUGGGACGUCCUGGAGAAGACGCUGCCCUUCUUCCUGGACGAGCUCAUCGACUGUCCUUGCACUCUGGCACAGGCCCGAGCGGACACAGGCAGGUUUCAUACUGACUAUAGUUGUGACAUUGAGAGGGGCAGUGUUUGCACUUAUCACCCUGGUAGUGUCCACUGCGUCAGAGCCAUUCAGGCCAGCCCAAAGCAUGGAUCGGGUCAGCAGUGCUGCUAUGACAUCACAGGCUCUCUGGUGCUGACAGGAGACUCCAUGGGUGGCAGCACCCCAGACAGGGCUCACGACUGGGGCUCGCCUCCAUACAGGGAGCCACCGCGGGUGCCGGGUUACUCCCACUGGCUUUACGAUGUCAUGAGUUUCUACUACUGCUGCCUGUGGUCUGACCACUGCCACAUCUACUUCAACCAUCGGCCGUCUAGCGGUUGUCGCAACUACCAGCCCCCAAGAGCUGGUGUUGUCCUCGGGGAUCCGCAUUUCAUAACGUUCGACGGCCUCAGCUACACUUUCAAUGGCAAAGGAGAAUUCCACCUUGUGUCUUCGCCCGACAGAGAGCUGAGUGUUCAGGCCAGAACAGAACCGGUGAAACUUAAGAACGGUACGUUGGCCAAAGCCACAUGGCUGUCAUCAGUGGCUAUGCAGGAGAAGACCUCUGAUGUCAUCGAGGUGCGUCUAGCGGAGGGCCAGCUUCAGGUGCUGAAGAACCAGAAGGUCCUACCUUUCACCGAGCAAAGAUGGAUGGACCUACAGGGAGUGUUUGUGUUCGGGCCCUGCCCUCAGAACGUGACAGUAAUCUUCCUCUCUGGAGUUGGAGUUGAGGUCCGUGUGCACGAAGGAGCCAUGGCAGCGACCGUCCUGCUGCCGACAGAGUUUACCAACCGCACCCAGGGUCUCCUCGGUCUGAUGAACUCUGACCCAUCAGAUGACCUGCUGACUCAGCGAGGAGAGAUCAUCUCCUCAGCCGACGCCACGCCGGAGGAAAUCUUCACCUUUGGAGCUGGCUGGAACAUUUCAAAGAAGUCCUCCCUUUUCACAUAUGACUCAAAGUACCUCUUGGAUACCUACUAUUUCCCACCAAGCCACGACCCUGCUUUUGUUCCUGCCUUUGCCCUACCUGAGAGACCGGAUGACCCUCUGGUGGCAGACAUGUUGACAAUGUGCUUUGGAGAAGGAGCCAUGUUCUGUAAAUAUGAUACGCUGACCACUCGGAGCCUCGCGAUGGGAAACGCCACACUCGGGGCCUACCAAAAUCACCAGGCCCUAAUGGAAGCCCUGGAGCCAGUGGUGUCUUGUGGCUGGCUCCCCACACCCAGGAAUGGGAAGAAGAAUGGGACACAUUACCUAGAGGGGAACACUCUGAGCUUCCUCUGCAACGGAGGCUUCAUGCUGUACGGUUCAACAGAGCGGACUUGUCUGGAUGAUGGGACCUGGACUGGAGAGACACCAUACUGUAUAACAGAUAAUAACGUGGGGUUUGUGCUCGGCGCUGUUGGUUCCCUCUCAGCGCUGCUCACGAUGGGAGUAAUGGUCCACCUGCACAAUAGGAAACAAAACAGCAUUUCAGCUACUGGCUGAUAAGCUGCGGGCAAACAACAUGACCUUCAUCACAGAGAGAAAAAAGAGGACAAGAUGUUGACUCAAGAUCAAACCUGCUGACCCCCUCGGUGUUCUUUGGGAUCAUGGAUCACACCGCUCCACAGUGAAACCUUUCCACUGUGCAGCCUGUGGCAACGAAUGUGUUUAGAGCUUAGAGUUUGGAAAUCAUAUUGUACAUGUUGUUUAUUAGGACCAGCAAUCUUGUCUUGACCUGUUGACCUUAUCAGGAAAAAAAAACUGAGGCGGCGAGUUAGGCUUUCAGCGUGUUACUUGGCCUCAUGUUUUCCCUCUUGUUAUGAUUGGAAAACCUCCAGGUGGUGGCAAAUGGUGGGUUAGGAUUUUAUAAAAAAAAGGGAAAAAAAAGCGUAUUGUUUUUAUAUUCAAGUUUUUGCAUGACUGGUCUUCCGAUCUUUGCUAGAGAGAGAGAACUGUAUAAAUACUCCACAGCGAUAUCUACAUGACGAUCAACACUCCCUUCUCCUGUUUUAAAAUAGGACCAGAUGUGUUCAUGUUCACGUCAGAUGUGAAGCGAACCUGAUCAUCUUUUCGGUUGAAAGACUUUGAACCCAUACACGGCCUUUGUGUGGGCUCACAGCCUUCAGUCAAAUUAAGUUGUUUUGCUGAGUGACUGAGAAAGAAAAAUCUGCAAAUGUAACAUAAAGGUCACGUAAAGGCUUUGCACUGUAUCAACACUUGCUUUCUGAGUUUUCCCUUGUACGGCUACAUAUCUGUGUUUGAAGAGAUGAAUUGAUCUAAAAAAUGUUUUCAUUCAAAAUCAAUGAAGGAAUAAUUAAAGUGGCCCUAUUAUGCUUUUCCACUUUUUCCCUCUUCUUUAGUGUGUUAUAUAUAGUUUUGUACAUGUAAAAGGUCUGUAGAGUGUAAAACCUGAAGUCCACGCCUAAAAGGAGUUACCCUCCCCCUCAGAAGCUCCUGAGCUCCUGAAACGGCUCCAUUGAAUUCUCUCCUUCACUUCUGUAACUUUAUGAGGUCAUAAUGUAACUUUAUGAGGUCACAAUGUUACAUCAGUGACGUAAAACUACUUCCUGUUAGUUUGGCCCUCAAACAACAAAAGAGAGACGGAGCUGAAGAGUUUUUUGAAAUGUGAAACAUUGACCAAUCACAACAGAGCGGGCUAGCUGACCAAUCAGAGCAGACUUUGCUUUCUGGAGGGAGGAGCAAGCGCUACAACGGAGUGAGAGAGGGUGAGAAGAGGUGCUACAGGACAGCCAGGAUGAGAAAAACAAGGAGGAUUAUGAGCAUUAACACAUGUAAACAUGUUGUAACUGUAACUUGAGAUAAAAACAUGCACCCGGAAAAUAGC